AUGGCCAUCCCGGACUUGGUUCGUGAUUCCAAGCUGGAAACAUAUUACCUACCCGAUUGCACUGUCGAAACCGUCCAUAGAUAUCAUGAACCUGACCCCAAAUCAAGGCGCCGGCUUGUUACCAGGGAAGAGCAUUGGCGGCGAGGAAAGAAAGUCGGAAGGGGUGCGUACGGAAGCGUAUGGCUGGAAAGAUGCACACAGGGCGCUCGAUCGGAUAGGAAAAUUCGAGCUGUGAAACAAAUUGAUAUCAGUGGGCGAUUUGGCGCCAUUGAUUACAAUCGUGAGCUCGAGGCUAUCGCCAAAUUCUCGCAGUCGAGGUAUGAACGAUGCUUCGUCAAGUCAUUAGGCUGGUAUGACAGCCCGGAAUAUCUUUUCAUCGCAAUGGAAUACCUUGAGGUAGGCGAUCUCUCGGAAUAUCUGCGGAAGAUGCCACCAUUGCCAGAGGCGCAGGCCCAGGAGAUCACCUAUCAAAUUCUGGAUGGUCUUAAUAUGAUGCAUGAUAAUGACUUUGCUCAUCGAGAUUUAAAACCAAACAACAUUUUAAUACAAUCACACCCACCAGAUGAAUGGUGGAUCAAGAUCUCCGACUUUGGUAUCAGCAAACGUGUAGAAGAAGCCCCUGGCGCUUCUACAACCCUACGUGGAACAUCGGACUAUAUAGCCCCCGAGCUGUACGGCUUGAUUGAGCGCGGGACCCCCUUUGCCUCAGAUAUCUGGGCCCUUGGUCAGAUUGUGUUUCAGCUCCUUACCAAUGAAAUGGCAUUCGAGGACCUGGGAGCUCUUUUCAAAUAUGCGACGCAGGCCAAUCAAUUCCCCACUGGCCGUCUUUCAAAAUUUAGUGCGCUAGGUGUUGAGUUUAUCACCUCACUUAUGUGUCCUAUCCCAAAAGACCGAAUGACGGCUCCUGUGGCUAUUUCGCACACAUGGAUAGAGUCAAAACCGGACCCUUCUGAUUAUGAACCUAACAUCUCUCCGUGCACGCAAGACGUAGCUACAAUAACUUCAAUGACAGAAACCUUUGCGUCAUGGAAUACAAACUCAUCUUAUCCAGCGCCAGAGAUUGUUGAUGAUGCCCCAAGCAACAAGAUCAACUUCCAUGGUGUCGAUAUCCGACUAUGGCGAACUUUUCGCAUCCGGGACGUCUCUGAUGUGAAUCGUAUGAUAGCUUUUUCGCCCAAUGGUGAAUCGCUCGUCAUCCCGAGUGGCAUACACGCCAGGAUUUGGAAUACUUCAGACGGAACCGAAGUUCGCCCCUCAAUCCUUCAAAAUGAAGACAUCCGUGUUGCUGCCUUUUCCCCGGAUGGCAAAUAUAUAGCGACAGGUGGGACGAGGCUGACGACCUGGAAUGUCCCUCAGGGGCUAAAGCACCCUCACCAUCAUCUCAAUGGGAAGCAGAAUGCUCAAUAUGUUGCGUUCUCACCAGACAGCAGCUUUGUGGCUUGUUCGUCUACCACUAAAAUCGAGGUUUGGAAUAUUCAGUCAGAGAAAAAGCUGUUCACAUUCAGACAUGCAGCUGCUAGGAGAGUGCCCCUGGCCUUUGCUCCUGUUGGCAAACGACUUAUUUAUUAUACGUCUCGUGAUUCUCGAGUGUGGACCAAAGAUCUGAUUACCGGGGACCUUUUCAUUUCCGCAAUCCCACCAGCUCUCCCAAAAUGGGGUACACCAAAUUUUUCCCCAGAUGGAAGAUACCUAGCAUUCUCCUACGGGUCUGGUAUUUGUGUUUUGGAUAUGACGAAAACGACCCCGAAAGUUGCCUCUCCUGUUGUGCGAACAAAAUUCUUCGGUCUAUAUUCUCACGAGGUGAACGUGGUUGAUGUGGAAUCUCCAAAUCAUUGGUUCGAAGUUGAACUAAAUUGCCAUAAAGUCGGUCCUUUAGCUUUUUCUCCAAGCGGAAAUGUUCUAGCGACCUGCGUGUACCCCAGAGAAAACCCGUCGGGAAAGGGGACCUGGACAAUUGUUCUCUGGGAUGUUGUUGAAUCCGGAAACGGGACUUUCAAACUCAAGGAGAUUCACAGAGUGGGUGAAUUUCCUGGUGGCUACGUCUAUGACGAUCACCGAUACUUGGUAUUUUCCCCCGAUGGAAACUUGUUGGCAUGCUCUUCCCUCAAUGAUAGAAGGGUUAGGGUCUGGAGAGCUGAUACAAGAAAGGAAAUGCCAAAUGAUUAG
This is a messenger RNA of Penicillium samsonianum, 2166 nucleotides long. RefSeq names its product Tetratricopeptide-like helical. Gene Ontology annotation, cellular component: cytoplasm. The record is from RefSeq and is a predicted model, not a curated record. Gene Ontology annotation, biological process: protein phosphorylation. The coding region runs from base 1 to 2166 and encodes 721 amino acids. NCBI's taxonomy places the organism in Eukaryota, Fungi, Ascomycota, Eurotiomycetes, Eurotiales, Aspergillaceae. Gene Ontology annotation, molecular function: protein serine/threonine kinase activity; ATP binding; protein binding. The transcript has 4 exons.